UCUGCUUUUAUUUACUUCGUGCCGGACAAACAUUUCGCGUGAUUACUGACUCAAUCUGUUCAAUUGACGACGAGUGCGCGCGGCCCGUCGGUGAAAUCGGUGUUUUUCUGACAUUUAGCGGCGACUUACAUCGACACACACCGCCGGUAUCAAACGACGAGCCUUCGAAAUAAGAGCACAAUGUUUUCCGCGCUUUUUCUCGCCACUACGAAAAUGAGAGAGCUACAAUUUAAGACCUGAAGAAAGAGCAGACAUACUACUAACACAGCAGCGAUGGCUCAGGUCACCAGCCACGGGAAGCUGCUGCUGCAGCGCCUGCACCAGCAGCGGGAGAUGGACUUCCUGUGCGACAUCACCAUAAUGGUGCGAGAUGUGGAGUUCAGAGCCCACCGCAACAUCCUGGCAGCGUUCAGCAAGUACUUCUCCACCCAGGCCGAGCGGGGUCAAGAGGUCACGACGCUGGACCCCGAAAAAGUCAGCCGCUACGCCCUGGAGAAGCUGUUGGAGUUCAUCUACACCGGACAGAUGAAUCUCAGCAGCACCAGGCAGGCGGCUGUGCGCCGAGCCGCUCUGUUCCUGGGGAUAUCAGAGGCCACCAGGUACCUGGUGGAGACCCCCCACUGGUCCGAGUCCCAGUCGGAGGCGGAUAAAGAAGCUGGUCUCUCUCCUGCGAGCCCGGCCUCUCCCGGCAGCCCCUGCUCGCCGCUUCCCCUGUCCAUCGUCUCCGUCGUGGUCGGGUGUCAGGAGGAGGGGGCGCCCGGCGGGGAGCAGCAGAAAGAGGAGGAGGAGGAGGUGGAGGAGGAGGCGGCCGCGGAGGAGGCCGCCACUGCCUACGCGGAUAUCGUAGAUGGGGAGAAGAGCGGCGAGGAGUACACCCCCGUCGCAGCCAAGAGCGUCGGGAGGGGGACGGGGAGGAAGAGGGGCCGGCCGAAGAGAGUCAGCAGCGAGUUUGUGGAGCCGAGCGGCUCCGCCGAUGCCACGCCCAAACCCCAGAGCAACAGGGGGAGGGGCAGAGGCAGGGGGCGGGGCCGGGGGCGGGGGCGGGGCAGAGGAAGAGGGGCGGUCAAGACCCAGGAUCUGUAUUUGGAGGAUUCUGACGGAAGCGUGAAAGAUUUCGGGGACUUCUCUGAGGACUGGAGCCCCUCCCAGGAGGACGACGACGACGACUUCCUGGCAAAGAAGCCCCGGCUGAGCUACAGGGAGGGGGGCAGGGGCCGCGGCAGAGGAAGGGGGCGGGGCAGAGGGAGAGGAAGGGGGCGUGGCCGUAGGAAGAUGGUGGAGGAGGAGGGGGAAGAAGAGGAGGAGAGCGGCGGGGCGGGGACCGAUGACGACUACGUCGUGGGGGAGGAGAUGGACGACGGCGAGAUCGGGGAACAGGAAAUGGACGAGCUGUCGCUGUCGUGCACCGAGUGCAACAAGCUGUUCAAGGACGUGAGCAGCCUGCGGCGACACGAGAAGAUCCACAAGGGCCUGAAGCCCUUCGUCUGCAUCUUCUGCUCCAAGAACUUCAGGCAGGCGACGCAGCUGAAGACCCACCUGCGCAUCCACACAGGCGAGAAGCCGUUCAACUGCUCCGAGUGCGACAAGUGCUUCGCUCAGAAGUGUCAGCUGGUCGCUCACCGCCGGAUGCACCACGGCGAGGAGAAGCCGUACACCUGCGAGCGCUGUGGCUUCAAGUUCGCUACCUCGUCCAACUACAAGAUACACAUCAGACUGCACAGUGGGGAGAAACCCUACGUCUGUGACAUCUGCGGCCAGGCCUUCGCUCAGUCGAGCACGCUGACGUACCACAAGCGGCGGCACACGGGAGAGAAACCGUACCAGUGCGACCUGUGCGGCAUGUCGUUCUCCGUCUCCUCGUCGCUCAUCGCUCACGCCCGAAAACACACCGGUGAGACUCCGUACAAAUGUGCGCAGUGCAACGGAAGCUUUGUGACGUCUUCCGAGCUGAAGAAACACAUGAGGCGACUUCACCCGGAGGGAAACAACGGAGUGCAGUGUCUGCUGUGCGGAAACCGCUUUGCCAGCGUGAAGAACAUGAUUAAACACCAGGAGAAGGCUCACGCUGACGAAGUGCGGCAACACAAGGAGAGAGCCAGAGCAGUGGUCCUCCUGGCCUCCAGUCACCCCGUGGCUUUCGUCCAGAGCAAACUCGCCCAGGAAAACAAAGUCAUGGCGUCCAUCCCUGAAGGCGGGGAGCCCACCAACCCUGACCCGACCACCCCCAAAGCCCCGCCCCCGACGUCUGCAGCCGCCACCGCCACCAUGAUACAGGACUUCAAGGCGGAGCCCACUCACACCGCCAUCGCCGCCGCUGCCGACCAGGUGACCUUUGAACCCGACACGGAGCAGACCAUCAACUCGGACACGCUGCACGCGCUGGUGGAGCAGCUGCGGCCCCCGCCCUCCCCGGCCCAGAGCCUGGAGCAGAUCGUCAUCAUCAGGACGGUGGACAACGGCGAGCCCAACGCUCCCCAGCAGUGAGGCGGGGGGGAGACGGCGCCCGGCGGUCGGAGAGCUCCUUCUGCUUUUAGUACAAUUCCACAUUCGGUCUGCUGGUCGACGCAAACAAACCUCCGGGUUGGACUAACUCACUUGGUGAAUGAGGGGGGGGAGGAGGGGGG
Pungitius pungitius (ninespine stickleback) is the source of this 2624-nucleotide messenger RNA. It is a transcript of the gene mynn, whose product is annotated as myoneurin. Gene Ontology annotation, biological process: regulation of transcription by RNA polymerase II. The record is from RefSeq and is a predicted model, not a curated record. Bases 274 to 2484 code for a protein of 736 amino acids. Lineage: Eukaryota; Metazoa; Chordata; Actinopteri; Perciformes; Gasterosteidae. Gene Ontology annotation, cellular component: nucleus. Gene Ontology annotation, molecular function: DNA-binding transcription factor activity, RNA polymerase II-specific; protein binding. The transcript is spliced from 9 exons.